UUGGAGUGUAUUGAUUGGUUCUUUUGGGAGAGAUCUUACGCCCCCCUCCAUUAAAUGAUGAAUUAAUUCGUUAACGUAGUUUUUGAAUAAUUAUUAUAGUUUUUGAAUAAUUAUUAUCCUCUACCUGUCAACGUGUGGAGAAACAAAAGUUUGUUGUGAUCGUUGUGCUACGAAAAAUUUCAAAGCUCUUUUCCCAGUUUAUUUUUACGCUUCAACAGCUUCCCGAAUGGACUCCGGAUCCGCUGACGUUGGUUCCCGCCGCAACGGAGGACGCUCUUGCCCGGCGCAUGCCACCAAACGAGGUGACCUUUACUGCCUAACGUGCGAAGUGGUCGUUUGUUCGGAAUGUCUGAUCGGUUCCCGAGGCCAUGCCCGCCAUUCCAUCGACACCGUCCGAGACACUUACGCGGGACGAUUCCAGGAAACUCGUUUGAAGGUCGAAAUGCUCAACUCGCACAUCAGGACCCUACGUCGGAACGCGGAGAAAUUUUUUACGGUGCUGGAAACCAUUCGUCAUGAGGAAACUUCGAUCCUGGAACGAUUGGACCGCUUGGUGGCGGAUGCAAAGGCAGAAGUGGUGGGUUCAUCCAAAAAGUAUGCCGAACAGCUAGAGCCACUGCUUCUGACCACUCGACUCAAAAGCCACAACCGGGAUCGAAUCGUGAGCAAAAUAGCGUCGCUCAGCGAGGGCGAAUUCCUGAUGCAACAGACAGAUAUCGACAAACAGUGCGAUGGUCUCAUGGGCUCAAUGUACAGCAUUCCGGAACUGCUCGACGAAAGCGACAGCGUUACAUGCUCCCUACUUCCCACAAUCGAAAUGCAUUCUUAUGAGCUCAAAUUGGAAGGCCAAUCCAUCAUUCCGCUCUCCUACGUUGAUCGCUACAGCAUUAAAUGGUAUUUGCAACUGGAGCGAACGAACAAACUCACGUUGCAUCUGGACACAAAGGAACUGGAUGGACUGCGAGGCUGUUUCCUCUUCCUGCUAGAUAUUCCAGACAAGCUAGCUUUGAAGAAAAUUAAACUUUCUGUUCCCUUCACUCUACCGGAUGUGUCGGCUUCUGACCAGAUCACCAAGGUUUUAGUGACCGAUUUGUCCCAGUUUCAAAAGAAAGGACUCCUCACGGAAGACGAUCCGAUGCGAAUUUCACUUGGCAUCGGACCACAGGAUCCGAUAUCCGAACGGAACUGCUACGACUUCGUGCUGCUGAAGUACCGGAAAAAGGUUCGAUCCCUCCGAGGCGAGUUGGUCGAGUGGAAAACGUACAACAUCGGCCACUUCGUUAUGGACAAGUGCCCUCCUCUGGGAUCCAAACAGGCGAAAACGCUGCAAUCUUCGGCAAUGGUGGAUGAGAACGGUGUUCGUUGGCAGUUAAAGAUUUCCAUCAACGGAAAAGGCAACAAGGGUUUUGUCGGAGCCACGCUGUUCAAGUGCACCCCGAAAUACGAAGGGUGGUACGAUUUCUUCAUCGAGCUGUUGCAUCUGCGGUCGGAGCAGCAGAACCGUAUAUUUAGGGGAUGCUACCAAUUCGAUACGCGUCCGGCAAUUGUGCUGCCACAGUUUAUGGCGGUGGUGUUCCUGGAUCAAUUUCAGGACAAGGGGACGUUGCGGUUCCGCUUCGGAGUGAAGAGGGAGAAAUAACCCAAGAUCAGGUAUGGUAAUGCAGUUUUCUUCGAUUUACGUUUUUGAAAUUUAUUCAAAAGCCAGAAUUCAACGGAGCUAAAGUUAACAUAGUAUUAGAACAAAAAAAUAUGUAUACAUUGUCUAUGUAGUACAUAAUCAAAUCAAAUUCUACCGUUUGAAAAGCUCACUUUUAAAAGAUUACAUUUUUGAAUACAAAAUUACACGGCAUUUAUCAAACAUCAGUGCUCCAGGUGUAAAAAGGUGUGCGUUGAUCUAUUACUGCAUAAUAUAGUUAUUUUUUGAAGCAAUCUA
This is a messenger RNA of Aedes aegypti (yellow fever mosquito), 1933 nucleotides long. RefSeq lists its product as uncharacterized. Gene Ontology annotation, molecular function: ubiquitin protein ligase activity; tumor necrosis factor receptor binding; ubiquitin protein ligase binding. Bases 227 to 1639 code for a protein of 470 amino acids. The transcript is spliced from 3 exons. Gene Ontology annotation, biological process: protein autoubiquitination; negative regulation of centriole replication. The record is from RefSeq and is a predicted model, not a curated record. NCBI's taxonomy places the organism in Eukaryota, Metazoa, Arthropoda, Insecta, Diptera, Culicidae. Gene Ontology annotation, cellular component: peroxisome; aggresome.